Molecule: messenger RNA, 594 nt
Organism: Acanthosepion pharaonis
Lineage: Eukaryota; Metazoa; Mollusca; Cephalopoda; Sepiida; Sepiidae
Source: the annotation of a GenBank genome assembly
AUGUAUCGAUCGUUCCGUGGCUAUUCAUGUAACGACGGAUCCGCUCCUGAAAUCACAAGACGAACUUAUCUCAAUCCGCUUCUGUCUGUCUGUCUAUAUAUCUAUCGCUUUCUUAAUCUGCUUCUUUGUUUCUAUCUCCAUCUACGCAUAUCUAUCUAUCUAUCUGUCUAUCUAUCUAUCUAUCUAUCUAUCUAUCUAUCUAUCUAUCUAUCACAAUCUGCUCAUAUCUAUCUAUCUAUCUAUCUAUCUAUCUAUCUCAUUCUCUUCAUACUUACCUAUUUACCUAUCUCAAUAUGUUCAUAUCUACCGUGUUAUCUUUCUUUCUUCCUUUUCAUAUCUUUCAAAAUCAACAAUGACUUCUGUUCCUCCGCACACGCCCUUGAUAUAAAAAAUAUAUAUUGCUCUAAUAUAUAUUACUCCAUUAUUCCAAAAUGCCCCCUUCUCUCCCUCUCUCCACCUAUCUAUCUAUCUAUCUAUCUAUCUAUCUAUCUAUCUAUCUAUCUUUUGAAAUUUAUUAAUUUCAUUAUCUAUCUCUAUCUAUCUAUCUAUCUAUCUAUCUAUCUAUCUAUACAAUGGUGGGAAAAAUAUUCGUAA